Molecule: messenger RNA, 788 nt
Organism: Paralichthys olivaceus (Japanese flounder)
Lineage: Eukaryota; Metazoa; Chordata; Actinopteri; Pleuronectiformes; Paralichthyidae
Source: RefSeq, a predicted model, not a curated record
GGCUGCCCCCAAGAUCGUGGCAGCAAACACAACAUAGUCCCACACUGAGAACGUGUCCACAGGACCACCUGUACCAACCAUGGUUGAAACUGAUUGGAAUAAAGAACAUAAGUUAACAUGGAGACGACUGUGUUCAACUGCUGGCUCCUUUUUCUGCUGUUCAGCCCAACUGUUCCCAUGUGUUUACCCACAGACUUCACACUGUAUGUGGAGAAGCCCGAGUGUGACUUCUGUGUGGCGAUCAACACGACGAGCUGCAUGGGAUUCUGCCACUCAUGGGAACGCAACUUGAAGGAUAGCUUUGGCCCACGCGUCGUCCAGAGAGGCUGCACCUAUGACGAGGUGGCGUACCGCACGGUCGUGCUGCCUGGCUGUCCCGUCAACGCCAACCCUGUCUUCACCUACCCUGUGGCCCUCAGCUGCCACUGUGGCACCUGCAGGACCGACAGCGACGAGUGCGCACGCAGAGCCACCGUGGACAGACCGAGGUGCACCAAACCAGUCAGGCGUGUCUACCCGUUCCUCGGCCAGAGUGACUAUAUGUUCCCUUUGUGAUUGUUUUAUUUCCUUUGAAUGUGUCACUGAAAUGACAAAGCUGUAACCAUAUGAUCCAUGAAUGUUCUGGGAAAAACCCCAUCAUCCUUUAGCUUGUGAUGGCUACAGUCAUGCCUGCACUGUGUUUACUGUCACCUAUUGUACCAGCUGGUUUUAUUGUGCCUGUGUAGCUCAGUGUGUCUGGGCUGCAGCUCUGCUUCUCAGUUUACUGCGGGGAUUAUUCCUGGUGCAUA